Molecule: messenger RNA, 3559 nt
Organism: Triplophysa rosa
Lineage: Eukaryota; Metazoa; Chordata; Actinopteri; Cypriniformes; Nemacheilidae
Product: cingulin-like protein 1
Exons: 18
Coding region: 395-3301 (968 amino acids)
Cellular component (GO): myosin complex
Source: RefSeq, a predicted model, not a curated record
UCUUCAGAAGCAACAUAUCUGUUUUUAAUGCUUAAUAUGGUUUCACUCGGUAUGGUCCUAUAAUUCUGUGAUCCAUUUAUUGGAGAUAUGAAGAACUCACUGUAGUUUUUUCUCUGGUUGUCAAUCACGUCCUGUUGGACACCCCGUUCAUUUCUCAUGUGAUUUGAGUUUUUAGAUGAUCUGGCAGAUUGUACAGCGUGUUAUGAGGUCUUGAGGUCUUGUCAUCAUUUAAAGACAAUUCUGCAUUGUUGCAACGCAGCUUCACAGAAAAGGCUCUGUUAUAAACCAUGACACUAUUGUUUCUCACGCUGAUGUCAAUCUAGCUCAUGCGCUAUUGUUGACACACAGACAAACAGCUGCGAGAUAACACUGAGAGAUCAUUCAGUGACUCUAGAUGGAGUCGGACCACGGAGACGAGCGGCUCGACCCGGCUCAGAAGGAUGAUUCGGGAUCGUUCGGGGUGCGGGUGCAGCUCCAGGGGAUCAACGGUUGUCCUUGCGUGGUCCUCGGCGCUCAAGGGGAAAAUGUCCUCGAGUACCCUGACGUGUUUCUGACAGAAGACCAGCAGCAGGGUUUGCUCUCGUACAUGAGCGGCAGUGCUUCAAGGAUCCAAACUCCUCCAGCGGAUUCUACAUCUCCGAGGAAGAGCCCCGAGACUCUCAGACACAUUCAGAGUCUUCCGUACCACACAGCAAGUCGGUCCGGUCGGGUCUGGUUGAGCAGCCCAGUAAACGCCUCGCCCGUGAUGGUGAAGCGAGCUCGGAUUCCUCUGCCGGGAGCGGACAGGGAAGUGGAGAACAUUCCCUGUCGAACAUCUCAUAUCAUCUGCAGACCCGCUUCAGGCGAUGAUCUGGAGCUCAGAGAAUCACCUCGGCUCGCUCGACUGGGUCACAGGAGCAGAAUGAGUCCGGACGACAAGAGAAGCGCCGAGUCCAGAUUCACAGUCACAGAUCGAAAGGCAUCAGGCGUUGAGAUGGAAGUCGAGAGCUCCACUGAUGCGUCUGCUGCUGUCAGACAGCAGGAGGUCACAGGGGUCAGAUCUGCAGCCUUUACUGAGAGGUCAAAGGUUAGAGGCGCAGAGAAGAGCAUUGAAAGGGAAGCUCAGGUCACACCUGAUCUGUUGAGAGGACAGCAAGAGCUUCCAGAUCCACCCGAUGAGAAAACAGCUAAACAAGUGAUGUUGAGCUACCUGAAAGAGGGGUCCAGUGACGGUGAAGACGUUGUCAGACCCAGGGUGGACGUGAUGUUUGAGAAGAUCCACAUGUUGAAGUUCAGCACAGUAGAGACGCUGAGGGAGUUUGAGUUGGCAGAUCCUCGUAAGGAGGUGAAGGAUCUUAAAGACAGAAGGGCGGCGCUAGAGAGCCAGAUCUCUCAAUUAAAACAGCAGCUCCAGCAAGAAUCAACGAACAAUGAGGAGAAACAGAAGAGACUGCAGGAGGUGCUCGAGAGGAGUGAACACGAGCAGCUCACGCUCCGUCACAAACUCACUGACAUGGAGAAAGACCUGCAGACCACACUGGACCAACUGCUGCAGGUGAGGAGAUCUCGAGAUGCGUGUCGUGCUGAUAUGAGAGCUCUACAGCAGCAGUUGUCGGACAUUCACGAUGAGUUAGACAGCAGUAAGAGUUCUGAGGCUGCUGAGAGAGACACACUUCUGCAGGAUCUGUCAGCGUUACGUGCAGAGUUUGGAGCUCUGCAGGAUCUUCACGAGGAGCAGGACGAGGUGUUACACCUCAGAGAGAGAGAGCUCACGGCCCUGCGGGGGGCGCUAGUGGAGAUGUCUGCUCAUGCCAGAGACGUGCACAUCCUGAAGGAGAUGCAUCAGCGAGAGGUUCAGAAACUCCUGCAAGCAACCGAGGAGGCCAAAGAGAGUUUGGACGUUCUGGGGUGGAAGGUUCUGGAGGUGGCGGCGGAGAAAGCUGCCAAUCACACUCGCAUCUCAGAACUGAGCCGGACUCAAACCGGACUCCAGGAGACCAUCAGAGCUUUAGAGGAGCAGAUCACAACCCUCAAUGAUAUCACACAACAGAACGACAUAGAGAAGAACCUCCUGGAGGAGCGUGUGGAGCGGCUGACAAUGGAGAAAGAGAAUCUGGAGGUGGAGCUGAUGGACGUCCGACAGCAGGAGGAGAACAUGUGUGGAGCAAACCGAGCUGUCAUGAGACAUCUGGAGGACACACAGAGUGAGUGGAGCGAGCUGAAUCGAGCUCAUCGUGAGCUGAAAGAGAGACUUCAGGAGGAGAGCGUACAGAUGGAGGAGCUUCAGGAGAGAAAGAGGGAGUUAGAGGAGCAGAGGACAAACCAGAACCGAGAGUGUGAGCGCCUGCAGGAGGAGAUGAGUGCGGUGGUUGUGAGUGCAGAGCGAGAGACACAGCGUUUGCAGAAUGAGGUGGACACAAUCAGAGAUAACAACCAGAGAGAACUGAACGCUCUACAUACACAACUACACAACACACACACUCAACUACAGACACACACACAGACUGCCCAGGAAAACCACAGAGAGCGGUGUGUGUUGGAGGAUAAACUGUCUCGAUGUGAGUUUGAGCUGAACGAAGCGACAAUGAGAACACAACAGCUGCAGAAGAGAAUUCAACAACUAGAAGAGAACAGACACACACAUGAAGACAAACACAUCAAACUCAUGGAGGUGAAGGUGCUUGAGCUGGAGAAGUGUCUGACAGACGAACAAAACAGCUCAGAUUUACUCAUGAAGAAACUGGAGAGAGGGAGAGAGCAGACGGAGCAGGUGAGAUCAGAUCUUCUUCAGGAGAGAGCUGCUCGACAGGAUCUGGAGUGUGACAAGAUCAGUCUAGAGCGACAGAAUAAAGAUCUGCGGUGCCGCAUGUCACAGCUGGAAGCGUGUCAGCGGACGGGACAGGACACGCUGCUCUCCAAACUACAGCUGCACAUGCACGAGCUGGAGGAGAAACUUCUGCAAGAACAAAAAGAGAACAGUGACUUACAUCAGCAGAACCGUAAACUGGAGCGUAAGAUGAAGGAGACGAGGUUACUUCAGGAGGACGAGCGUCUGUCUCUUCAGGAUCAGAGAGAUCAGCUCCUGCUGCGUCUCAAGAGUCUGAAGAGACUGCUGGACGAGGCCGAGGAGGAGAUCCAGAGACUGGAGAACAGCAAGAGAAAACUUCAGAGAGACUCGGAUGAGCAGCAGGAGACGAACGAGCAGCUGCAGACGCAACUCGCUGCUCUCCGCAUGGACAUCAGGCGGGAAAAGAGACCUAACACACUGCAGACGUCUGAUGAUGAUGAAGAUGAUGAUGAGAGAGCCGUCAGUUCAGACUGACACCUUAAACACACAAACAACCGCUGAUGUCUAACUCAUGAACAUUCUGUCAUGAGCAUCAUUCCUAAUCUGACUUAAUUUGAUACUACAGUAAAACUUACCAGAGUAAAGUGUGUGUGUGCGUGCAUGCGUGUGAUCUGCCCUCCAGUGGUCACAUGACGGAACAGCUCGGUUCUGUCUCCUCUCUGCUCAUACAGUAGCCUAUGUCUGAUUUUAAUAUUCUGUUUAAUCGUUUUAUUCUUGUGCAUUUUGACCUUA